This is a messenger RNA of Triticum urartu, 1596 nucleotides long. Lineage: Eukaryota; Viridiplantae; Streptophyta; Magnoliopsida; Poales; Poaceae. The record is from RefSeq and is a predicted model, not a curated record.
UCUACUAUCCUAGCUAUAGCAAUCUCAUGUCAUAGAGAGAUCAAUCAGAAUGGCGGCGGCCGGCGGCAGCAGCAGCAAGAGGACGUGGGUGGUGGACGUGGAGAAGAAGCUCAAGGAAGCUGACAAGUCGGCGGAGGUGUUGCCGUGGGAGCGCCACUGCAUCUACCGCGUGCCACCCUGCAUUACCAACAUCAAGAGCAAGGCGUACCAGCCGCAGGUGGUGUCGCUGGGCCCCUUCCACCAUGGCGACCUUGACCUGAGGCCCAUGGAGGAGCACAAGUGCCGGGCGCUGCGGCAGCUGCUCCAGCGCGCGGAGCGGACCUUUGACGAGCUCGUCGACGGCGUAGAGGACAUCACGGAGCAGCUGCAGGGCGCGUACAUGGACCUCGACGGCGAGUGGCGCGGCGGUGGCAGGGAGCGGUUCCUGGCCAUGAUGAUCUUCGACGGCUGCUUCCUGCUGGAGGUCAUGAGGUGCACGGCCGCCGACGGGAAGCAGGUCAGCGACUACGCACAUAACGACCCGAUCUUCAGCCCCCACGGGACACUCAACAUGGUGCCCUACAUCCGGCGAGACAUGCUCAUGCUUGAGAACCAGCUACCUUUACUCCUGCUCCAGAAGCUCGUUGAGGUUGAAAGUGGAAAGCCUCCGAACAACGACUUCAUCAACCGAAUGGUGCUGGAAUUUCUAGCCCAAUCAUCCGGCCCAUUUCCACCAGGCACCGGCCUAGGGCUCCACCCACUAGAUGUCUUUCGCCGGAGCAUGCUCACUGGUAAGUGCCAUCAAAUCUGGAGCCCCCAGGACAUUGAGGAGGACAACGUCAUCAUCCGGUCAGCACUGAAGCUCUACGAAGCCGGGAUUCAGUUCAAGCCGAGCAAGACGUUGAGCCUGCACGACAUCCAGUUUCGGAGCGGCAUGCUGAGCAUGCCGACAGUGUCGGUGGACGACUCCACCGAGUACAUGUUCCUCAAUGUGAUGGCGUUCGAGCGGCUGCACGUCGGCGCAGGCAACAACGUGACUGAUUACAUCUUCUUCAUGAACAACAUCAUCAACUCGGCCAAGGACGUGGAGCUGCUGAGCUCCAAGGGUAUCAUCCAGAACGCCAUCGGUAGCGACCAGGCCGUGGCCAAGCUGUUCAACACCAUUUCCAGGGAUGUGAUGCUCGAUCCCAACAGCCCGCUCGACGCCGUGCAACGGCAGGUGAACAGCUACUUCCGGAAGCCGUGGAACAUUAGGCGCGCCAACCUCAUCCACACAUACUUCAGGAGCCCAUGGGCGUUCCUCUCCCUCGCCGCCGCCAUCUUACUCCUCGGCAUGACCAUCAUGCAGACCAUCUACACAGUGCUGCUGUUCUACAGGGACGACAACAGCAGCCCGCCGCCAUCGGCACCAUCUCCCAUCUGAUCUAGCUGACCACAAAAACUUCCUGUAGUAAUAACUAAGUACCUGCUACUCUAUCUUGCUGCAUGAAUUCGUUUGCUUUAUGUUCGAGUUUUUGUUGUUAUUGUACAUUGUCAAGCACUCAAGCCUUUUGAGUUAUCUGCACUGUAAAACAUAGAAGAUCGAAUGUGUCAUAUUUGUGACUUUGUGUUGUGUUC